GAUUUUACUCUUUGACCAAACUCUAAAGAUCUCCCUGUGCGGAAUAUCUUCAUCAUCUUCAUCAUGACUCUUGAGGAAGUUCUGAUCCAGAAACCCACCGAGCGUGCUCAGUGCACCGGCCAAGCCCUGGAGGAGGUCCUGGUGUCCGCUAAGGACAACGACUCCCUCACCGUUGGCGUCUACGAGUGCGCCAAAGUUAUGAAUCUUGACCCGGACAGUGUGUCCUUCUGCGUCCUGGCCAUGGAUGAGGAGUUUGAGUGUGACAUCGCUCUGCAGAUCCACUUCACCCUCAUCCAGUCCUUCUGCUUCGACAACGACAUCAGCAUCGUCAGAGUGAGCGACAUGCAGCGUCUGGCUGAGAUUGUUGGUGACAAGGCGGAGCAGCUUGAAGAUGCCCACUGUGUCCUCAUCACGAACCCAGCUGAUGGGUCUUGGGAGGACCCUGCUCUGGAUAAGCUGCACCUGUUCUGUGAGGAGAGCCGCCGUCUGAACGACUGGGUUCCUGAGAUCAGCCUCCCCGAGCGUUGAUCUGGGCCUCGGCUCCUCUCUUGCUCAAAAGCUGUGAAGCUUCUUACCUGGAAAUACUCAUCCUGAUGAAAAGGAUGAGCCUGUUUCUGCUCAUCCCUGGACACUCCUGAGGAGGAUUCCCGUCCAGGCAGCACGGCACCGGCCCGGGGGCCUCCCCGUGAACCGUCGCCUCUUGUCCCGUCCAUGCCAAGAUGACUCUCAUUCUUUAUGUGAAUGAGGUCGGGUAUGCCACAAGAGCGACGCAUCGACCCUCAUUCUUUGUGCGGAUGAGGUUUGGAGAGGAAGGAGAUGCGAGUUUUGCCACAGAGCCAUCGUCGCACGUUGAAAGCACGCGCAGCAGGAGAAGAAGCGGUGCUGAGGAAGAGGCGUUUUUGAAAAGGGACUUUUUGAAGACGUCCUCUUUGCUGAGCAACAUGACAACAGUUGCAAUCAGCGGAAAUGUUUCCCACUUUCCAGAAUUGUCUUAAUUCUCUAAAGGUUUCACUUUAGAAAUUUAACAAUGACAAAAAAUAUAUUCUAAAACAUAAAAAAAAUAAGAAAAACAAGUUUAUUCUCUAAAGGUUUCACUUUAGAGAAUAGCUGAAUUAAUUUAAUGUUAAAAAAUAAUGAGAAUUUGUAAGAUUGUCUUAUAAACAUUUAAUUAUGUGCUCAAGACAGUGAUGUUAAAAAAAAUGAAAAGAUUUGUCUGAUUCUGUUGGAACAAUGUUUAAUACAAACUAAUGUAUAAUUUUCUAACAGUUUCACGUCAGAAAUUGUUUGAAGUGGAAAAUGUGAAAUAAAAAACACAGAAGUAA
Molecule: messenger RNA, 1322 nt
Organism: Epinephelus lanceolatus (giant grouper)
Lineage: Eukaryota; Metazoa; Chordata; Actinopteri; Perciformes; Serranidae
Product: growth arrest and DNA damage-inducible protein GADD45 gamma-like
Biological process (GO): regulation of cell cycle
Cellular component (GO): nucleus; cytoplasm
Source: RefSeq, a predicted model, not a curated record